Durusdinium trenchii is the source of this 2438-nucleotide messenger RNA. The record is from the annotation of a GenBank genome assembly. Lineage: Eukaryota; Dinophyceae; Suessiales; Symbiodiniaceae.
AGCUGAUUUGGCUCAAAGCUUAGCUGAUUGACUGAGAACGAAAGUAUGACUGAACAGAGGAACUAUGAGCAGCUGCAAGUGAAGCUCCGUGGUCUUGAGAACACCGUCGAGGAUUUGGUGCAGCAGGCGUCGAGCAACUUGCGGAAAGAGCUUCGAAGUGUUGAAGAGCGCUUGAAGCGGCAGAUCGAGAGUAGCCAGAAGGACCAGGCCGCGGAGACCUUCAACGUGAAGCGCGGCCUCUCGGAGCAGUUCACCGGUGAGGUGCGUGCCGCCGAGGACCGUCUCACCCGACGUAUGGACAGUGAGCGCCGGGACCACAAGGAGGCCGUGGCUGAGCUGCGACGCGAAGUCACGGCACAGCUGCUGGCACAACAGCAACAGGACACCGCGUCCUUUGCCACCCAGCGGGUUGUGCCCAAAGAGAGCGAAGAACUCUCGAAACUCCGCGGCGUCAUGGAGGACCUCCGCAGCCUACAGGAGCAUGCGCAGAAGGAUGCCACUCGACUGGCACAAGAGCUCAAAGAUCAAAAACAACUUUGCGAACGGAUGGAUUUAUCCAUGCGUCAGCACAUGAGCAAGUACCAGACGGAGAUGUUGACCGUUCGCACAUCCGUGGAGAAAGUCGAUUUGGCGGCGAAGCAGGCUCAGAAGGCUGCAGAAACACGAGGCGCCAGUGCUGAACAAGAGCAGGAGCGUGAGAACGCCUUUGUGGGUUGCGUGAGCGAUUUGGAUGCGGAGUUGCGACGCGACAUGCGCCAGAUGGUGACCAAGGUCCAAUCGGACAUGCUCUCCGAGUUCAAGACCCUCUUGAGCGCCACCCAAGAGGAGUUGGAGAACAAGCUGAAGGAGUGCCAGGCCAUCCAGCGUUCCACUGGACUGGAUUUGCUCGAGCAGCGCUUGAAGAAGAUGGAAGACUCACGCUUGGAGUUGCGCCUCGGGAAGUUGGAGUCGGCCGCCUUGAGAGCCUCCAACUACAGCGAUGCAGGUGAGAGCACCCUGUUCACCAGCGUGGCUCGACGGCCCUUGGGCAGCGCCUUCAGUGCUGACAACAAGAAGGUCAUUACCGAUGACACGAUCGGCGACACUUCUCUCACCAGGGAGAGCCGCGAGGCUCGCCGAGAGCGAUCGAACUUGGAUCCCCAGUUGACCGAGAUGUUCAAGGCGCUAAGCAUCUUUGGCAAGUCUUCUGCAAAGACCCCAGGCUCGACGCCGGUGGACGCCUUCAGCGGCCCGGCGCCGGUGGAGUUGGUCUCCGAGGACCUGAAGAACAGGUUGGAGAGCUUGGUGGAGCAAGUCAAAGAGACUUUGAACUCCACACACAUCGGAUCCAUCUUGGAUUCCAAAGCGCCAGCAUUGGACGAUGGGAACUACGGCCUGGCCCCUGAGCCGCAAGACUUCGAAUACGAAGCCCAAGGAUACCAGGAUGAUGGUGGAUACGACUACAUUCCCAACGGCCACGAUGGCUAUGUGCCCACCGGCCAGAAUGUCUAUGUGGCCAAUGGCCAUGAUGGAUAUGUGCAUGAUGGGCAGGUGCCGUACGCGCCCGGCCCCUGCGAGAUGCCACAGUUGGCAUCGGCGCCCAUGACACCGAUAAUGCCACCACAGAGUCCCUUGAUGGUCCAGCCACUUCAUCAGCUGGUGCCGCAGAUGGCCCCAAUGACACCGCAGCCACAUGCUCGCUACUGCGGAAGCAUUGCUUUGCCCAUCAGCCACCCGGAAAACCCACCGGAGCAGAUGGCACCCGAGCAUGCCUCCGAGUUCUGCUACAUGGGCAGCCUCGAUGGUGAGAACUACACCGGCGCCGGCGGCUACGAGGUCUACGACGCCGCCGAGAGCUGCCCAGGCUACAUCGAUGUCCCUCAAGUGCCUUACACCGCUGUAAGCUAUGGUCCUCCGCAAGUCGUCGGCCACGGGACGCCAGUGAUCCACUCCGUCACCAUGAGGGUGGGCCGGACCGUGUCCCCCGUGCGGGAGCAGUCGCCGGUGCGGGGACGAGGCGCCUCCCCCGUGCGCGGCGCCUCGCCCGUGCGAGCGGUGCCGGUGGUGGCUGCACAUCCCAGGCAUCGAGAGCUGUCGCCGUCUCUCCGCAUGCGCAGCACGGGAGAUCCUCCCGCCUUCAGCUUCGGGCAAACCGGCAUCACCAUGAGCCCUUUGCCGGCGAACCUGAGUGCAGGAGCUGGCAGCGUGCCAGUUGGACUUCCGCAAGCAGUCACGAGAGUCAAGGAGGAUCCCCCAAGGGAUGAGGAUGAGGAGAGUGAGGCCUCGGACGAGGAACAGGAGAAACCCGGCCUCUUCGGCCAGCUGUUCCGUGGUGGCAAAUAGUGACCGCGGCGAGGUGUUCAUCGUUCAUUGUUUGGUCAUUUCUGCAUGGAAUCAAGAGAUCUCAAGAGACACAUUCCGAAAUGCGACUGACCGAUUGGUUUCAUCCAAAUUAACAA